AAAUCUGUCACCCUGGGCCGUGACCUCUAAGCAUACGCUGCCCGAUUCGCUCUGGAAAUCUUACUGUACGAAUGAAAAUUCAGUGAGCGGAGAGAGCUUCCCUUCAAUCCUUCCUUGUCUGCUACCAAUUCGUGUUCUUCUUCCUUCCAUGGACGACAUCACUGCGUAUUACCCACCGCCGCCGCCGCCGUCAGCUCUCCACAAUCCUCAGUACCCAUAUUAUCCUCCACCGCCAGCGCCACCUCAUGGGUUGGCCGUUGCAGGACCUCCACCAACCCUCCCUCAUCAGGGUCACUUACCUCAGCAAUACCAGCCUCAGCCUUCCUUCGCUCACUAUGCUCCCGGACCUCCUCAACCUCUGCAAGAUGAGGUUCGAACCCUUUUCAUUGCAGGGCUUCCUGAAGACGUCAAGCCUCGCGAGAUUUACAAUCUCUUUCGGGAGUUCCCUGGUUAUCAGUCUUCCCAUCUCAGGAGCUCCAAUAAAAGUUCACAGGCUUUUGCUUUUGCUGUCUUCUCCGAUCAACAGUCCGCAGUGGCAGCAAGGCAUUCAUUGAAUGGAUUGGUGUUUGACCUUGAGAAGGAGUCAACCUUGUAUAUAGAUCUUGCAAAAUCAAAUUCUAGAUCUAAGCGCUCCAGAACAGAAGCAGAUGAUGGAACGGCUGGUUCUUCUGAAAAGAAAGUUAGGGGCUCUGCUGCAUAUCCAGGAGGAAUUUCUGACUCUGGUGUUGGCAGCAAUAUUCACAUGCCUGGAAUGAGUAAUUCUGCUUACAACAUGAUUGGUUAUCCAUCUACACAAAGUCAUGGGGACUUUGGUGGUGGUAUUGGUGGUGCCAGUCUAGUGGCCACUAUGAAAUUGAGUAAUUCAUCAGCACCUUAUGUUCCACAAAACACUGUACCAUGCCCAACACUUUUCGUGGCGAAUCUGGGGCCAGCAUGUUCUGAGCAGGAGCUAACAGAAGUAUUUUCAAGAUGCCAUGGAUUUUUGAAAUUGAAGAUGCAAAACAGAUUUGGAGCGCCAGUUGCAUUUGUUGAUUUUCAGGAUGUUGAUUGUUCUGCCACUGCCCUAAAUCAUCUUCAAGGAACUCGUCUUUACUCAUCAACUGAUGAUGAGGGCAUGCGCUUGGAGUUUGCAAAAUCACGAAUGGGGUUGCGUAAGAAGCUGACAUAGAUGUAACAUAGAACAAGUGAAGGAUGCAUUUUCUCGUAAUCAUUGACCAGAAUGGACAUCAGCUAUUUGUGUGGUUAAUGGGAGAAAGCUGCUUCGUGUGGAAGUCACUAUGCUUUUCCAGGUGUAUUUCCUUUUUCAACCAUGGGGUCGGCCUAUUCAGGGCAUUUAUGAUUGGAGUGGCAUUCACUGCCUCCUAACAAUGUGGUGACAGAUUCUUUUUUCGGUGAGUAGAUGGGUUACAGGUCUGGGCAUGGAAAUUGAGGAGAGAAGAAUGAUUAACAUUUACACUGUCGUGUUGUUGGAAUUCAGUUAUUGAAAUCCUACAUUCCUUUUGCUAUUAUAGUUUCUUGAAUUUAAGUUCCUAGUAAAUUAAGAUCCUAAUAAUUUACCAACAUUUCUUUUUCGAUUGUAUUUAAUUACACUUUGUUAGUAGUUUCAAGUGGUGAAUUGUAGAUCCAGUCCUUCCAAGGAAAAAUUCCAUGUCCAACUAGUUAGUAUCAUCUCAGUGAGCCAUGCCAACCUACUCUUGGUAAACUCAUUUAAAUGACAAGUUGGUAUUGCAUCUCCAAA
Molecule: messenger RNA, 1738 nt
Organism: Macadamia integrifolia
Lineage: Eukaryota; Viridiplantae; Streptophyta; Magnoliopsida; Proteales; Proteaceae
Product: RNA-binding protein L
Exons: 10
Coding region: 149-1168 (339 amino acids)
Molecular function (GO): mRNA binding
Source: RefSeq, a predicted model, not a curated record